Molecule: messenger RNA, 1097 nt
Organism: Salvelinus namaycush (lake trout)
Lineage: Eukaryota; Metazoa; Chordata; Actinopteri; Salmoniformes; Salmonidae
Product: calmegin-like
Exons: 5
Coding region: 68-736 (222 amino acids)
Biological process (GO): protein folding
Cellular component (GO): endoplasmic reticulum; endoplasmic reticulum membrane
Molecular function (GO): calcium ion binding
Source: RefSeq, a predicted model, not a curated record
CCAGGGUGUGUGGAGCCCGCGUAAGAUCCAGAACCCGGACUACUUUGAGGACCUGUCUCCGUUCCAGAUGAGGUCAUUCAGGGCCGUGGGGCUGGAGCUCUGGUCGAUGACGUCAGAGAUCUACUUCGAUAACUUCAUCAUCACUUCCUAUAAAGAGGUGGCCGAUCGCUGGGCUGGAGACAGCUGGGGACUCAAGAAACUGGUGGCUAGUGCCAACGAGCCGGGUGUGUUUUCCCAGUUGACCAUGGCAGCAGAGGAGAGACCGUGGCUCUGGGUGGUCUACAUACUGACUGUUGGUCUGCCCGUAGGACUGACUGUGUUAUUCUGCUGGCCCAAGAAAUCAGAUGAUGACUAUGUGUACAAGAAGGUGGACCCGCCUAAACCCGAUGUAGAAGAGGAGGAGGAAGAUGAGGAUGAAGAUGAGGAGGAGGAAGAAGAGGAGAAGGGAGACCAAGCAGCUGAGGCCAAAGCUACUGAGAGUCCAAAACCUGCAGAAGUGAAGAAAGAGAAGGCGGAGGAGGAGAGUGGGGCAGCUGGAGGGGACAGCGUAGAAGAUGAAGAAGACGAUGAGGAGGAGGAGGAGGAUGAAGGAGAGGAGGAAGAAGAGACCAAGUCCAAUGAGGCAGCAUCGGAUGAUGUCGGUGCUGAGCAGAAGAAGGAGGCGGACGAGGGGGGCCACAGCGUUGGCGACGGACACAAACAGGCCGUGAGGAAGAGGAGGGUACGGAAAGACUGAUGAAGACCAACGACAACAAAUGAAGCCUUCUCUCUCUCUCUCCUCUCUCUCUCUCAUCUCUGCAUGCCCUCUGGUGGUCCUAGUGACCAAGAUACUACCCCUCCUCCAUCAGUCGAAUGACAACCAUCCCCCUUUCCUUCUUAUCUUCCUUUGUUCUCUCUAUCCGUUAAGCCUCUAAGGCCAUCAAGGCUACCCUGACCCCCCCCAACCCUCCUUUCUUCCAAAAUGAAUACUAUGCCCCCCCAUCUUCUUCCUCCUUCCCCCAUCUUCAUCAGCUGCAACUUUCUAACCCCCCCCCUCCCAACUCACCCCCCCUCCCAACUCACCCCCCCUCCCAACCACCCCUGCCCUCCCAACUCAC